Messenger RNA from Anneissia japonica, 2279 nucleotides. Its product is annotated as methylosome subunit pICln-like. Gene Ontology annotation, cellular component: cytosol; pICln-Sm protein complex; spliceosomal complex. The coding region runs from base 118 to 723 and encodes 201 amino acids. The transcript is spliced from 5 exons. The record is from RefSeq and is a predicted model, not a curated record. Lineage: Eukaryota; Metazoa; Echinodermata; Crinoidea; Comatulida; Comatulidae. Gene Ontology annotation, biological process: cell volume homeostasis; spliceosomal snRNP assembly; chloride transport.
AACAUUGGUGGCACUAUUCAUAAUAUUGAAUUCAGUCAUGCGUAACGUCGUACCGAUUCCGUUGCAUGCUGGCUGCUGAGAAGGCGGCGAUUUGAGUAUGUUUCUUUGAAACGUAAAAUGUCAACUUUAAGAUCAAUUUCAGUGCCACAAGGUGGCAUUGUACAUACUCAGCAAGAGACAGACGUUUAUUUGAAAGAUUUAAACAAAGGACCUGGAACCUUAUAUGUUACAGAGAGUUGUGUGUUAUGGAGGAAUGAGGGUGGUGUUGGUUUCCAGCUUGAGUACCCUGAUAUUUCCCUGCAUGCUAUAUCGCGAGAUGUGUCAACAUUCCCCCACGAGUGUGUAUACUUAAUGAUUAACUCGCCAAAUCAGGAACCAGAUGACGGUUUGGAGGACGAAGAUGAUGAGGAAAAUACCAAUGAUGACUCAGAAAUUUCAGAAAUACGAUUUGUUCCAAGAGACAAAGAAUCAUUAAUGACAAUUUUUCAUGCAAUGGCCGACUGCCAAGCCUUACAUCCAGAUGAAGAAGAUGCCGAUUCUGAUGAUGCUGACCCUGGUUUUUAUGAGGAUGCAGAUGAAGUGGAGCUAAAUGCUGAAGGGCAAGCGGUGUUGUCAAGGUUACAAUUCCAACCACCGUCAGGAGGAGGUGAUGCACAAGCAAAUGGACAUGUUGAGGAGGCAAUGGACACAGGGCAGUUUGAUGAUGCAGACAUGGAAUCCUAGAAAAUUAAUUAACACUAAAUAAAAUUGUUGUCAGGGUUACAUUGCUGAUCAAAGGUCAUAUUGUAUUACUGUAUAUUAACAUAUUUUCAUUGACGAAAACAGUAGACUAGGAGACAAUAAUUACUGUAAAUUUUUUGCUCAAAAAUAAUUUAAAGUGAAUUUGCGUUUGAUAAUUAUUUAUGUAAAUUGAAUAUUUCUUAAGGAAAGCUCUUUGUCAGACCAAUAUUGCAUUUAAAAUACUGUAUUUCAUUUAUGAGCAAAACAUUUCAAUUUUGUAUUGUUUUUAGUUUGAAUUAGGAAGCCUGAAAACGGCCAUAUUUUUGUAACCAGUACACUUACUACUAUUACUUCCUAUAAUUGUGCAUCAGAAAAGAGGGUCUACUGUCGCAUAGUCAUAGAAAAUUCUUCAGCAAUUGUAUCAGGAAUACCCUGACAAAUGGUCCAUUGCUUCCCGACAAAUGCGCCACACCCACCUUAGUCCCCAAUAGGAGGGCCUGAGGUGAAAAUGUAGGGUAUGUCAACUUCAGAUGAAAUUAUACUUUAGGGCUAAAAAAAAAUAUUCUUAAUUUUUUCCACAUCUACCAUUCAAGGUCAAUUUUUUGUGUGAUGUACCAUAUGAGAUGUGUCAUGCUAAAUCUAUCAUUUGUGAGAUUUCCGUAUGAGGUUAUCAUGUGAGAUGUACCUUAUAAUACAGUACUGUAUACGGUAAUUACAUUAAAUAUGAAUCAACUUUAUGAUCAUAAACAACAGUGGCAGCACUAGCAUUGCUCUGACGGCAGAGCAACACCCCGUCAGACAGGGAAAUUGUUAUACUUUGGUGUGUAGUGUCAUCUGAGGGCCGUAUGCCCGAGAUGGGGGAGGAUUUGGGAGGGAGGUUCCCUCUUCCCAAUGAGAAAAUUUUUAAAAAUAAGCUGCUAGAUGCUCAUCAAGGGCAUCUUGACCUAAGGAUGCUGUUUUUUGUAUCUCAUCUGUGUCCAAAUGAUUAAUUUAUAUAAGCCAACAUUUGAUAUACCAGUAAACGUUUUAAAAUAUUUUUUUUAUCUCCCCCCCCCCCCAACGAAUCUGUACUAACUUUUCCUCAGAGGGUGGGGAGAACCUUCCCAUGAGAGGCCUGUAGCUCCUAGCCCCACCCCUAUAGCCCGAGCACUGAUCAACAAUAGCAUAAGCAACACAGUGGUAAGGUUUUUGCCUUCAAACUGAAUAGCUGCAACUGUGAGAUCAUACCUGAUGAUGGUCACACCCUCAGGCGUCAUUUGAGCGAGACACUAUACUGUACAUUUAUGAUUCUCCACCCUUUAAUAUUUCGAUUUGAUUUAUUCAAUAUCUCAUUACUUUAAACAAACAAAUAUUAUGUGAAUGAGUACCUGGUAAAAUCCUUGCAAAGAAAGGGGGAGCAUAUUACAGUAUUGUGUAUUGGGGCUUUUUUUUGCAAUGGUCACAGUAACGUAAGACUUUAUAUAAUACAAGUGUGAUAGAAGUCCCACUAUAAUCAAACACGAAUGACAACAUUAUAUCCUACUUGUUAUGAUUGUACGGUCAAAAGAUAAUGAUGUGUU